Molecule: messenger RNA, 483 nt
Organism: Olea europaea var. sylvestris
Lineage: Eukaryota; Viridiplantae; Streptophyta; Magnoliopsida; Lamiales; Oleaceae
Product: NADH-ubiquinone oxidoreductase chain 3-like
Exons: 4
Coding region: 1-483 (160 amino acids)
Molecular function (GO): NADH dehydrogenase (ubiquinone) activity
Source: RefSeq, a predicted model, not a curated record
AUGACAAUUACAGUAUUAAUCCUAUUUGUACCGGUAUUAGUAAUGAUUUUACUACUACUUAACGUACUAUUAGCCGUACAUAAACCCGACACAGAAAAAGUGACUCCUUACGAAUCUGUUCAUUCAGUUCAACGACUAUUGUCACUGACUAACACACUCGGCCGUGUUAGAUGGUAUAGCCUUAACUUACUAGAAAUGUACUAUUUAGUGGGAAUUUUAUUCCUAAUCUUUGAUCUUGAAAUCGCGGUAUUCUACCCGUUAGCUGUGACACUAUACCAAGGUUGCCUUAUUAAGGUGAAGUGCAGGAACAGUUAUACAACUAACCUAUCUGCAGCGGUAGUGAUAUACUAUCGUUCAACGACUAUUAGCUUUACUGACCCGCCGGGGUUAGAUGAUAUAGUCUCAACUAAGUUGGAAAACUUAUUCUUAAUUGGCCUUAUAUUUCACAGAUCACCGAUCAUCUAUUUCCCGAGCAGUAAUUGA